Molecule: messenger RNA, 1683 nt
Organism: Erigeron canadensis
Lineage: Eukaryota; Viridiplantae; Streptophyta; Magnoliopsida; Asterales; Asteraceae
Exons: 7
Coding region: 108-1160 (350 amino acids)
Source: RefSeq, a predicted model, not a curated record
CUCUCAAUUUAUUCCCCUGUGUCUGUUACACAAAUUCUCUCUCUGCUGUGUGUGUUUUUCGCGUGUGAAAAUCCAUCCACCAUUAUUAAUGCUCAAAAAAUUUCAGAAUGAGGAAAGGAUCCACUAGAGUCUCAAAUGUGAUGCGACAAACAGAUAGGGGUAGUGAUGGAAUUUGGAAUAAAGCAUCAAAGAAUCUGAAAAGUUUGAAUUGUGUGGAUGAUAUGGAUAAUAACUCUAUCUAUAGUAAAAGACUCAAACUUUCCAAAAAGACUUUAGAUAAUUGUCAUCCUGUCUAUCAUGUAUCCGUUCCAAAAAAAUUACGCUCAGCAUUGCAGAAGCGACAAACCGGAUAUGUUUCUCCUUCUUCGCCAAGUCUAUCAAACGGGAUUUCUAGAUUUGAAAUGCCAUCAGAAGAUUCUAAUAAGAAGCUCAAGGAUGAAGAGCAACAGUCAACAGUGUGCAAGUUGAUAAUGGAGCAAAUAACAAUAUCUGAAGAAGAAGCCAUUGCAGGCUUGCUUUCCUUGCCCAGAAUAUAUGCUCGAAGUAACACCACACUUGAAAUUAAUUUAAACAAUAAAAUUUCAGAAGAAUCUUCAAUGUCCGAAGAUUUAGUUAAUAAGUGUGUGCAGAUUGACGAUCUGAAUCAGUCAACAAACACAGUUGAUGUAAAAAAGGAUUCUAUUGAUAAUAAAAGUGGAAACAAGUCAAGAAAGAGAUGCAUGUCACAUGUCUAUAUAUGCAGAAUCAUCAAGGAACUGCAAUUCAUGGAGGAUAAAACAGUAAUCUCACACAUACAAAUGAAAACAGACCCAGCUUCAGAAAAUAUGAUGAACAGUCGUGUUGGAAUAAACUUAAAUGAAGCAAUCACAGCUAACAAAACGGAGUUUCAAUACCAGCGACGGGCUUGUAAGGCACAGCCGUAUUUUGGCAACCCAUUUUAUGACCCUUCACAAUGGUCGAGGCCUGUGUUCCCUAGACAACAGAUGUUGAUGAAUCCAUUUAUAACAGCCCACUCAGGUUAUGUACAACCUACAAUGCUAGAUGCGCUUGGGGCAAAGCAGGAGUAUAAAAUGCAAUAUGGUCAAUGUUCUAUGGGAUAUGAGGAAAAUGGAGGGUUGUUACAUGUCGAUAUCCCUUCUGCACUGAAGUUAACAUUGUAAUGAGCUUAGUGUAAGGGUGUUUUCGGUGACUCUUGAAGUUAUAGUAGGUUAAACGACUUGUUGACCUAUAGCGCGGGUUUAGGGGUGUACAAACAUAUAUAUAUAUAUAUGUAAGAUUUUGGUUCUCCAUCAGAAUAGUUUUAGAGACGGCAACAUUUGUGUUCAGAAAGCAUUAUGAGGCAAUGAUUAAUGCAUUUAGGCGACAAAAUUAUGAAAUCAAAUAGUUUAAUCAUCAAAUUUUGAUCAUUAAAAUGAGUUUCCAACUCUGGCUAUUUUUGCCAAACGUAUGUAUAAUUUAUAUUAGCUCGGGUUGGCUUGGGCCAAACCUUUAACAAGUUAGAGUUUGAUCCGGACAAAACUAGUAGGUGUUGCCUCCUUGAAGCAGCUCCAUCCCAGUGUCUCGAGUUCAAGCAGCUCAUGGGUUAUGUUGGCAGUUGGCUUAUUUAUAGAUUUAACACUUGGUACUUAGUAAUAUACACAUUUCGUAUGUACGAAAAUGAAUAUGACUUGCACUGGUUGUGUA